AUGUCUUCUUGUGAUCACUGCAAAAAACGUUUUUUAGGAUACCCAGAAACGUUCUGUAGAAGAAAAUUUAGACCUCAGCAAGAAUGUGAAAACCCGGCCAUUCGGGAAUUUCUUCAAGAUAUCCAAAAAAACUCGGCAUUUUGUAAUAAUUUUAUCGAUUGGGUCCCAGAUACUGAUGUAAAUUAUGAAAAAUCACAUAGAAAGAACGAAUUUUCAGAGGUAUUUCUGGGAAAAUGGAUGCCAUUAUCGAGCCUAAAUAUUGUUCUUAAAGUUUUAAGAGAUUCACGAAAUAUUGACCAUAAGUUUCUUAAUGAGUUCAGAAUACAUCAUCAAUGCCUUGGAAAAUGUGCUAUACCUUUCUAUGGAUUAACAUUAUAUCCGAAAACUCUGGAUUAUGCGAUGAUAAUGAAGCGUGCUGUUCAUGGUGAUUUAUGCAACUAUAUUCAUACUCAUAAAUUUCAACUCUCAUGGGCAGAAAGAAUAAAAAUACUUGUAAAUAUUACAAAAGCUUUAGAGCAUCUUCAUAGUCUAGAUUUGAUUCAUCACGAUUUUCACUGUAAAAAUAUUCUUGUUGAUGAAGAUGAUAAAAUAUUUAUUUGUGAUUUUGGGCUUUCUCGGGCUAUAAAUUUACAAACAGGUGUUUUGCCUUAUAUUGCACCUGAAGUUCUCCGUGGUAAACAAUACACAAAAAAAUCAGACAUUUAUAGUUUAGGUAUAAUCAUUUGGGAAUUGACUUCAUUCACUCGCCCGUUUAAUAAGGAAUUUCAUGAUGUUAAUUUGGCUCUUAAGAUUGUAAUGGGCGGUCGUCCUGAAAUCACUAAUGAUACCCCAAAACCUUAUAAAGUUGUAAUGGAAAAAUGCUGGGAUAAUGAUCCAUUAAAAAGACCAGAAACAUCAGAAUUAUUACAGAUAUUUAACGAUAUGCCAAAUGAUUUGCGACAGAAUAUAGAAACUAUUCAGAGUUUUAGAUCCAAUGACGAACAAGACAGUGAUUCUGACAUGUAUGAACAGGAAUCAGUACGAAAUAAUGGUAAAGCAGUUUUAUAG
Racocetra fulgida is the source of this 1047-nucleotide messenger RNA. The record is from the annotation of a GenBank genome assembly. Lineage: Eukaryota; Fungi; Glomeromycota; Glomeromycetes; Diversisporales; Gigasporaceae.